Messenger RNA from Ilyonectria robusta, 1146 nucleotides. RefSeq lists its product as uncharacterized. NCBI's taxonomy places the organism in Eukaryota, Fungi, Ascomycota, Sordariomycetes, Hypocreales, Nectriaceae. The record is from RefSeq and is a predicted model, not a curated record. The transcript has a single exon. Bases 1 to 1146 code for a protein of 381 amino acids.
AUGUUUCUACUCGCCACUUUUCUGGCAUCGGCAGUGACUGCUACGAGUCUUGCCAAGCUAGGUUGCACUACCGACACCGUUCAUGCCGGGGUCUCCACCAACGGCACCAUUCGUAUGAAUGAAAAUCCACUACUACCGUUUGAUUCUCCGAUGACGAAUGGAUUUAACUCUACGGUUGGAGAGGAGUGGUCAUUCGAAGCUGUGUCCGAAGAUGGGAAAGCCGGGAUGGGUUGGAUGCUCAGCCGCGGCACAAUCGCCGGAAAGCCCUUGGCCCAACGCUCUAUCAUCACUAUUGUCUGGCCCAACGGGACGAGAUAUAUGGAGUCUGAUUUCGCAGACGUCUCUACAAUUCAAAUGUGUAAAGACUCGACGAUUGGGACAUGGUCUAAUGAGACCUCGGGGAUGAACUGGAGUUUCGAGUCAUCCAACGACUACUCGCAUACGGUUGUUACGAUCGACUCAGCUACCAUCAAAGGGACAAUUACAUUGGAUUCACUGAGUCCUGCUGUAUAUCCGAAUGGCCUUGUCUACCCUGAUAGCCGUGGAAACGCCCUGUUCGCACCCUAUAUCUACUGGGCUGAGACUGUGCCCGUUGCGACCACCGAGGUCAAUCUUGUCGUCAAUGGGACUCCAUACACCACCAAAGGUAUCGGGGGUAGAGAGCGCAACUGGAAUUCUUUCAAUUGGGCCUCGUUGAGCUUGACUUGGAACAUGCUUAGGGCGACUGCUGGCCCAUAUACUCUUAUGGCCUGGGUUUAUACAUCAAAAGUCGACGGGCAGACGUACUUCACCAGCAUGAUUAUGGAAGGAAAGGAAGUGGUAUUCCGUACCCAGGAACGAGAGGCAUCGACAACCAGCACAUUCGGCUCGUUCGACCUAGCAUACGGCGGAGCCGUCCAUUUGACAUCGGACCCAAGCGGGGAGCCUUUGCCUCCGUCAAAGCACACGGGAUAUGUGCUAGAAAUGGUGGAUCCAGAGGCCAACAAACAUUGGAAGUUCGAGAUUGAUUACACACAGACUGUGUAUUUAUUCCCGUCCAGUAAUGUUACAAGGGUUGGUGGAUUCGUUGGCGCACUGAAGGGAGGCUUGGUUGGUGGACCUCAGUACUUGGGACGGGCCAGUGGAAAUGUGCAGGAUAUGAUUUGA